AUGCUUCUGUACCCUGACCUUCUGGCCCUGCUCUUCCUCCAGCUUGCCCUCUCCAGCUCGUGGACGCUAGCCUACCAGCUGCCUACUCUCAGAGGAGGGAAUCCCUCCAGUAAGGGCUCACAGGUGGCCAGGGCCCCCACACAGAGGCAGCAGUCUGGGGAGCUCAGCACCACUGUCCUGGCCCUGGGGGAGCCCUGUGGGGUCUACACUCUGAGCUGUGACCGUGGACUCCGCUGCACCCCACCACUGGGGUACCCCAAACCCCUCCAGGCCCUGCUGCAGGGCAGGGGAGUCUGCAGCAACACCAGCGGGCCCAGCCCUUCUGAGAGGCCCCAACCCACAGCCACACACCCGACACCCAGUGAAGACCUGGAGAAGGCUCCAUGCCGUAGACUGCUGAACAAUGUACUUAAAGGUCUGCAGCCCCUGGUCUUCAAGUCAGACUUUGCUGAUAUAUAUAUGCCCAACUGUGACAAGCAUGGUUUCUUCAGAAAGAAGCAGUGUCGGUCGUCUCGGGGCAUGCAUCGCGGCCACUGCUGGUGUGUGGACGAGAGUGGCAUACCAACACCAUCACACACAAGCCCAGAGGGCACCCUGAUCUGUGACAACGCAUGAAAGGGCACUGUCCAGCCCACCACAUCCUGCAGUCUGGAAUAUGGGCCAUAGGGUGAGGAUCAAGAGGAAGAGAAGAAGUGCAAGAUGAGGAUAAAAGAGAGGCAUAGAGGAGGAGAAAAAGAGAGGGAUGGAGGAGGAAGCACUUUCCAAAGUGCUGGACAGUAAAUGGCUGAUACAAGCCAAGGUUUACGUCCCAAAUGGCACCCUAUUCCCUAAGUAGUGCACUAUGUAAGGGAUAAGGUGCCAUUUGGGACAUAUACAAAUUCACCCGACUACACUACUACCUACUAGGGUUGGGCUCAAUUCGAUUUUGAAGGCAGUCAAUUCAGGAAGUGAUUUGAAUUUAAAAUUCAGACAUUUACUUUUUUUCUUUAAUAUAUAGCUUCUACUUUUCAGUUUGAGAAGUCAUUGAAAAUAAAUGCACUUUUUUCGAUUAUUCAAUUGUAAUUUUAGUUUACUUCCUGAAUUGACUGCCUUAAAUUCGAAUUGAGCCCAGCCAUGCUACCUACAAGCACAAUCCUUCCAAUUGCAUUUCUGAUGUUCAUUCUCUUUCUCCAUCCCUGUUAGUUUGGUCUCACAGCGCCCUCUAGUGAUGCAUUAUGGCAUUACAGACAAGAAACGGAUGAUUUACCAAGUAGGUUCCUGAGCGGAGACUAGAUUGGUAUGGAAUUGCUAUGCACUUUGUUUUAAUUUCUAAAUCUGUACUCUGUGCUAUAACGCAGAGUUGUGAGUUCAUUUUAGUAGUAAACUACAUAGCCAAUCCCAUUUACCCGCUGUGUCCCAUGACAGUCUAGGCCUAGUGAUCAGGCUUGUCUCUGAUGAUGUCUCUCUUAUAAUAUGCUCUUAAAUCUGACAUUAUUCUGAUGUUUAAACUCCAGGAUCAAGCACUACUGGAGCACCUCCAACCUUUUUACUGACAUUGCAGCUGAGCAGACUCCUUUUAAUACUAUAAGAUAGUAUUUUGUAUACAUAUAUAAAUUAAAAGCUGAUGUAU
Coregonus clupeaformis (lake whitefish) is the source of this 1609-nucleotide messenger RNA. Its product is annotated as insulin-like growth factor-binding protein 3. The record is from RefSeq and is a predicted model, not a curated record. Gene Ontology annotation, cellular component: extracellular region. Gene Ontology annotation, molecular function: insulin-like growth factor II binding; fibronectin binding; insulin-like growth factor I binding. Lineage: Eukaryota; Metazoa; Chordata; Actinopteri; Salmoniformes; Salmonidae. Gene Ontology annotation, biological process: regulation of insulin-like growth factor receptor signaling pathway. The transcript is spliced from 4 exons. Bases 1 to 615 code for a protein of 204 amino acids.